Messenger RNA from Rhipicephalus sanguineus (brown dog tick), 1618 nucleotides. RefSeq lists its product as uncharacterized. The coding region runs from base 26 to 1618 and encodes 530 amino acids. The record is from RefSeq and is a predicted model, not a curated record. The transcript is spliced from 3 exons. Lineage: Eukaryota; Metazoa; Arthropoda; Arachnida; Ixodida; Ixodidae. Gene Ontology annotation, molecular function: zinc ion binding; nucleic acid binding.
CGUUUGAUACCACCGCAAGUCGGCAAUGAAUGAACCCACUGACCGGCCGGAAACGCCCGUCGCGAGAAUGGCGUCAACACUGCUGCAGCCACCGAGGCCACUAGACAUGUCUGGGGACACGUUUUACAACUGGACCGCAUGGAAACGUGAGUUUCACCUUUUUGCUACGGCGACGGGACUGAGCCAGCAGCCUAAGGAUGUUCAAGCCGCAACCCUUUUGAUGACAAUAGGCGAGGACGCGAGAAGAACAUUCUAUACGUUCAAGUUCGACAGCGAAGACGAUAAAGAAGACCUCAGAAUUAUUUCAGCAAAGUUCGAGGCAAAUUUCAAGCCGUCUGAGAACCUCACCUUUAACGAAUUCCGAUUUGGCUCCAGGGACCAACAAGAGGGAGAGUCGUUCAAUGAAUGGCUUACGCAGCUGCGAAUCCUCGCGGGAAGAUGCGAUUUCGGCGAGCUUGAGGAACGGCUGAUUCGGAGCAGGAUAAUUCUUGGCAUCAAAGAUAAGGAUUUCCAGCAGAAGCUCCUCUCGGAAAACCCCUCGUUUUCAAAAGUAGUGCAAAUGUGCCGCGCAAGGGAACAAGCAAAAGAACAGCUACUAGAAAUCAGAGCCAGAACGGACAACCCGACAAUUGCCGCAAUCAAAGAGAAUACAGCGCCUUGCACGCGCUGCGGUCUUGAAAAACACAAAUAUGGAAAGUGUGCGGCGCAGGGCAAACACUGUAACAAUUGCGGCAGAAGCAAUCAUUUCGCUCGUGUGUGCCGUCAGCCAAAGCAAACACCUAGAUCGGCCGCACGCGAAGUGAAGCAGGUUGUUUUAGGAGUUGAAGACGAGUACUUUCUAAAAGCCCUAGAAGCAUAUGCUAUCUCCAGUGAGGACCGUUGGUCGGCGAAAAUUGUUAUCGCUGGUUCAGCGAUUGAAUGCAAAAUUGACACGGGAGCUAACUGCUGUGUCAUGCCUGAAGUGACGCUUCGGAAACUAACUACGCAGCCGGCGCAGCCAUGCUCGACCACCUUGCGCGCUUUUUUCGGCCAUAAGCAAACAGCGUUGAGUAAAAUCACCUUACCGACUUCGUACAUGGCUCAGACCUGUCAAGUGGAAUUUUUCAUCGUACCCCAGUCCGUGCCGGUAACAGUGAGUGGCGGUGUUGCAGAGCGCUUAGGACUAAUAUCCCGCGUACGCGCAGUCGACGCACUGCCAAGCCAUGACCCAAGUGCCGGUUUCGAUGAUGUAUUCCAAGGCCUCGGGGAGCUGAAGGGUGCUACGUACCACAUCGAGCUCAAACCAGGCGCACGAGGGAGCGUCAAGCCAGCUCGGAGAGUCGCGGUUGCUCUUCAAGACCGCGUGAAACAAGAGCUCAAUAAAAUGGAGCACGACCUCGUCAUUGCAAAGCCGCAAGUUCGAUACAUGGGUCAUAUUUUCACGCAAGAAGGACUUUGCCUGGAUCCCGGGAGAGUAGACGACAUCUUGCACGUGCCACCACCGCAAAAUUGUAAGAAACUGCAGGUUUUUCUCGGGAUGAUGAACUUUGUGGCGCGUUUCAUCCCCAACAUAUCGGCAUUGUCUGCCCCCCUCCGGGAGCUAUUGAAGAAGAACACGGCUUGGGGCAGCCAGAAGUAA